Molecule: messenger RNA, 1005 nt
Organism: Uncinocarpus reesii 1704
Lineage: Eukaryota; Fungi; Ascomycota; Eurotiomycetes; Onygenales; Onygenaceae
Exons: 4
Coding region: 1-1005 (334 amino acids)
Source: RefSeq, a predicted model, not a curated record
AUGGCUGUCCCUACCAUCACCAUCUUUGCCGCCACUGGCAACCAGGGCGGUGCCGUUGCACGCUCACUGCUGAAAAACCCAGCCUUCAAAGUUCGCGCGCUCACUCGCAACCCCAAUUCAGAUGCCAGCAAGGCACUUGCCGCUCUGGGGGCGGAAAUUCAAUCUGCCAAUGGCUUCGACAUCGAGUCUAUGAAGAAGGCCGUCCGCGGGUCCUGGGGCGUUUUUGUGAACAUCAAUUCGGAUGACCAGGCGUUUAGGAAUGAACAUGGUCCUACUGAAUUUGACAUGGGCAAAACUAUCGUGGAUGCAGCAGCCGAGGAGGGAGUCCGACACUUUAUCUUCAGCUCCGCAACCAACUGCACCGAGCUCACUGGUGGCAAGGUCCGAAUGAAGGCAAUGGACAGUGGGUACACCGUGAAAAAUAAGAUCGAACAGUACGCGCGAAACAUCGAUAAGUUUGAAACCGCCAGUUUUAUCAAUGCCGCUUGGUACCUGGAGAACUUCCUGGCGAAGGAGGUCGCACCCAUCUUUGGGGGUUUCCCGCAUCAGGUAGAUGAUGAGGGCUACCUAACGUUUGCCGUGCCCAAAUGGGGUGGCAACGAGGAUGUUCCCUUCAUCAGCAUGUCCGAUGAUUUUGGGGAUCUUGUGCAGGGAAUGUUCCUGGAUCCGCAGCGGUGGAACGGGUCCGUCGUGCACGGUUGUAGUGACAUCUGCACUUUUGACGAUCUCGUCGCCGCCUUUGAAAAAGUCACGGGCCGCAAGUCUCGUUUCCGACCGCUCCCGUCCUGGGAGGCGUUUGACAUCAAAGGAAUCCCUGAGUUGGAAGAUCCAAAGCUCAUGUUUGCGUUCACCCAAGCCACAAAUGGCCGUUAUUUUGGGCCAGAACCAUCUGAGAAAGAAACUGCUGCUCUACUGAAACAAGUUACUUCGGCGGCGCUGGGAAAACCGGAGGAGCAAAGACUGGUUUCGGUAGAGGAUUGGUUUCGAAAACACUUUCAGGCGUGA